UCUUGAUAAAUGGGUUACUACGCUGAAAGCUGAUGGGUGUUGAAAAUGGAUGUACAAACUGUUGACUAAUUUCACUCCAUAGGAUCCUUGGAGCUUGCUUUUCUGUUUCUUCCUUUUUUUACUUCAACUGCAGCAUAAAGAGGAAGAUCAUGCCUGAGCCAGUUACUUUGUGCAGUAUUAAGAAAAUCGGAGAAGACAACUAUGGCUUUGAGUCGGAAGAAUCACCAGAUAACGGCAUCUGCAAACCAGAGUAUUUCCAUACUAAAAAGGAAACUUCUUCAAAGAACAAUACAAAAGGGAACAAGACAUCAGAGAAGAAUGAGAUUCGAGUUGGCUUCUUUGAGUUGUUUAGAUUUGCUUCUUCAUCUGAGAAACUGAUGAUGGUUUUGGGUGGCAUCUGCGCUGCUCUCCAUGGAGCCGCCCAACCAGCCAUGUUGAUUGUUUUUGGGGUAAUGACAGACACAUUUAUUCAAUAUGAUAUCGAGAAGCAAGAGCUUAGUGACCCGAACAAAGGAUGUGUGAAUAACACUAUAGUGUGGCUCAACAGUUCCCAUCACCAAAAUGACAAUAAUACGCCAGUGAGUUGUGGGUUGCUGGACAUUGAAAUGGAAAUGAGUUAUUUUGCAAGUUACUAUGGGGGAAUAGGCUGCGCAGUGCUUGUGCUGGCAUACUUCCAGAUCAGCUUAUGGGUAAUCUCAGCUGCUCGACAGACACAGAAAAUCAGAAAAGCCUAUUUCAGGAAAAUAAUGAGGAUGGAUAUAGGCUGGUUUGAUUGUACAUCAGUGGGGGAACUCAGUACACGUAUUUCUGAUGACGUAAAUAAAAUAAAUGAUGCUAUUGCUGAUCAAGUAGCAGUCUUUAUCCAGCGGUUCACCACCUUUAUUUGUGGAUUCAUGUUAGGAUUUGUCAGAGGCUGGAAGCUGACCUUGGUUAUUAUCUCAGUCAGUCCACUAAUUGGGGUUGGAGCUGCCAUGAUUGGCCUGGCUGUGGCAAAGCUGACAGGUCGAGAAUUAAAAGCUUAUGCAAAAGCUGGCGCUGUGGCCGAUGAAGUGCUCUCAUCCAUCAGAACAGUGGCUGCUUUUGGAGGGGAAAGAAAAGAAGUUGAAAGAUAUGACAAAAACCUAGUGUUUGCCCAAAACUGGGGAAUUAGAAAGGGAAUAAUAAUGGGAUUUUUCACCGGUUACAUCUGGUGCAUCAUUUUCCUGUGUUAUGCACUAGCAUUUUGGUAUGGCUCAAAACUUGUUCUCGAAGAUGAGGAGUACUCGCCUGGCACACUUAUACAGGUUUUUUUUGGAGUUCUGGUAGCUGCCUUGAGUCUUGGCCAAGCUUCUCCUUGCCUGGAAGCCUUCGCCACUGGCCGAGGAGCUGCAACAAAUAUCUUUGAGACAAUAGAUAAAAAACCUGUUAUUGACUGUAUGUCAGAAGAUGGCUACAAGCUGGAUAAAGUCCGCGGUGAAAUUGAAUUCCAUAAUGUGACUUUCUACUACCCAUCCAGGCCUGACGUAAAGAUUUUAGAAAAACUCAACAUGGUUAUCAAGGCAGGGGAAACAACAGCUUUUGUUGGACCCAGUGGAGCUGGAAAGAGCACCACAAUACAGCUCAUCCAGCGAUUUUAUGACCCUAGUGAAGGCAUGAUUACUCUAGAUGGACAUGAUAUUCGCUCACUUAAUAUUCAGUGGCUGCGUUCUUUGAUUGGCAUAGUGGAGCAGGAACCAGUCCUGUUUGCUACUACCAUCGCAGAGAACAUUCGCUAUGGUCGGGAAGAUGCCACUAUGGAAGACAUCAUCAGAGCAACCAAACAAGCCAAUGCCUACAACUUUAUCAUGGAUCUGCCUGGGCAAUUUGACACCCUAGUUGGAGAAGGUGGUGGCCAGAUGAGUGGAGGCCAGAAGCAACGGAUUGCUAUUGCUCGUGCUUUGGUUCGAAACCCCAAAAUCUUGCUACUGGACAUGGCCACAUCAGCACUGGACAACAAAAGCGAAGCUACAGUGCAAGAGGCCCUUCAUAAGGCUCGUGUUGGGCGCACUGCCAUCUCCAUUGCUCACCGCUUGUCCUCAAUCAGAACUGCUGAUGUCAUAAUUGGCUUUGAGCAUGGAAGAGCAGUGGAAAGGGGGAAACACGAGGAGCUGAUGGAACGGAAAGGGGUUUACUUCACACUGGUAACUUUGCAAAGUCAAGGGGACAAGGCACUCACUGACACGCCGGCGCAAACAGCCGAACCAAAUCUUCAGAAAACUCAGUCUUUCGUCAGGGGAAGUUAUCGGGACAGCUUGAGAGCUUCUCUUCGACAGCGUUCCAGAUCUCAGUUGUCAAAUAUAGUACCAGACCACCCAAUGUCAGUUGCCCAGAACCACUCAGAGCAUAUCUAUAGCACCGGGCAGUAUGAAGAAGAUGGCAGUCCAUUUAAGAAGGAGCCAACAGCUGCAAAAGUGGAAGAAGUGAAGCCUGCUAACGUUACCAGAAUUCUGAAAUACAAUGCUCCUGAGUGGCCCUACAUGCUGAUUGGAUCCCUUGGAGCAGGCUUCAACGGGGCAGUCAACCCACUCUAUGCCUUGCUUUUCAGUCAGAUUCUCGGAACCUUUUCUAUACUGGAUGAAGAAGAACAAAGAUUACAGAUCAAUAGCAUCUGCUUGCUCUUUGUAUUGGUUGGAGUUAUAUCGUUUUUUACACAGUUUUUACAGGGGUAUACAUUUGCGAAGUCUGGUGAGCUGCUUACAAGACGGCUAAGGAAGGUUGGCUUCGAGGCUAUGCUAGGUGAAGAAAUUGGUUGGUUCGAUGACCACAGGAACAGCCCAGGGGCUUUGACCACAAGACUAGCAACUGAUGCCUCUCAGGUUCAAGGGGCAACCGGCAGCCAGAUAGGAAUGAUUGUGAACUCUGUCACCAACAUCGGGGUGGCCAUUGUUAUUGCUUUCUACUUCAGUUGGAAGCUCAGCUUGGUCAUCAUCUGCUUCUUGCCAUUCUUGGCUUUAUCUGGUGUGGUGCAGUCUCAGAUGCUAACAGGGUUUGCCUCUCAGGACAAACAAGCAAUGGAGGCAACUGGGAAGAUUUCCAAUGAAGCGCUUGCAAACAUCAGGACUGUCGCUGGAAUUGGGAAGGAGAAAAAAUUUAUUGAAGCAUAUGAGAAAGAGCUGGAAGUCCCUUACAGAGCAGCAGUCAAAAAAGCAAAUGUUUAUGGAUUCUGCUUUGGCUUUGCACAGAGUGUUCUGUUUAUAGCCAAUUCGGUCUCCUAUCGGUAUGGAGGAUUUUUAGUUGACAAGGAAGGACUUCACUACAGCUAUGUGUUUAGGGUGAUUUCUGCUAUUGUGACCAGUGGAACUGCAUUAGGAAGAGCAUCCUCCUAUACGCCAAAUUAUGCCAAGGCAAAAAUAGCUGCAGCUCGCUUUUUUCAGCUGGUGGAUCGUGUUCCCCGAAUUAGUGUUUACAGUGAUGCUGGAGAAAAAUGGGAUAACUUUCGUGGAAACAUUGAAUUCUUGAACUGCAAGUUCACAUAUCCCUCUCGUCCCAACGUCCAAGUGCUAAAUGGUCUUUCGGUGUCGGUGAAAUCUGGGCAGACCCUUGCCUUUGUUGGAAGUAGUGGAUGUGGCAAAAGUACCAGUGUCCAACUUCUGGAACGUUUUUAUGACCCUGAGGAAGGAAGAGUGUUGAUAGAUGGACAUGACAGCAAGAAAGUAAAUGUCCGCUUUCUGAGAUCUAAAAUUGGGAUAGUGUCCCAGGAACCUGUGCUGUUUGGCUGUAGCAUUGCGGACAACAUAAAAUACGGCGAUAACACCAGAGAGAUUUCUAUGGAAGAAGUGAUAGCAGCAGCUAAGAAGGCCCAGCUGCAUGACUUCGUCAUAUCGCUUCCUGACCAAUACAAAACUAACGUUGGCUCUCAGGGGUCGCUGCUCUCUCGUGGGCAAAAGCAGCGCAUCGCUAUCGCCCGAGCCAUCGUCCGAGAUCCCAAGAUCUUACUACUGGAUGAAGCAACAUCUGCGCUGGAUACCGAAAGUGAACAGACUGUGCAGGCGGCACUGGAUAAAGCUAGAGAAGGCCGAACGUGCAUCGUCAUAGCUCACCGCCUUUCUACCAUUCAGCAUUCUGAUAUCAUAGCUGUCAUGUCGCAAGGAGUGAUCGUUGAAAAGGGCACUCAUGAAGAACUAAUGGCCCAGGAAGGGGCAUACUACAAACUGGUUACCACUGGGGCACCUAUCAGCUGAGCUUUCACAAUCAAUAUAAUUUACUUGGGGAUGUGAUAAGACCAAGGAUGAACAUGUCAACAAUCUUUAUGUUACACAUUCACUCUGCUAUUGCAAAUAUGCAGGAGAAAGUGCCCCCCUCUCCCCGGCCUGCCUGCUUUCCAACUUGUGACAUCAGUCAUUAAACUUGCUGUGGUAUGAAGAAAGGCAACAUCUACUGUUGGGAGAGUGCUCAGAACCUGUUUGUUUGUUUUUUAAUCAACUAAAGUUCUGCCAAAGUAUGUAUAUAUCUGGAUUAUUAGGCCACAUACCUGCGACACCAGUUAAGUCAAUAACUGCAGAUCUGCAGCCCCUGGUCCACAUGGAAGUUUCCACUUGGCACUCUGGGCAAACAGUGGCAUCCACUGGCAUGACCUACUAUUACUCAUUUCACAGUUGUGAUCAUGGAAAUAUCUAAACGCAGGUGUCCACAUAUCCAUAAACACAAAGGAAGCAUUGUAAGGCAGCUGUGUGUCCCCAUCAAGAAAGGCCGUCUUACCCAUGGCACCUGUUUUGCACAUGAGUGCUCUGCAUGUGCCACUGGAGGUUUGGCUUGUUUCAGCAAGUUAUGAAAUUAUAUUCACCACCGAUCAAACAAGGGAAAUAUUGUGCACAAAGCCAAUGCAGGUCUAUGUAUGGAUUUGCAUGCUGAUCCGUAUUGCAAUCAUUCCAGCACACUGAACUGUCUGGAUGCAUCUUGACAUAGGGAUGUACAUUGCAAACCAUUCAGUGCACAUGAAUAUAAAUGGAUCAGGCAGGGCAUGUGUUCCACCAGCAAGCUAUCGUUUCUGUUAUGGUAGCUUUCUCAAAUGGAGAAAAAAUUCAUCUGCAGUUUCUCCCUUGCUCGUUAAAAAGGCAUCUGGAGCUGCCACAAUGCCUUUCUCAAAACAAAGAACACUGGGGGGGGGACAGCUAGGGGGUGCAGGCGACUGUUCAUACUGAUGCUGCAGAAAGUGACAGAAAAAUUACCAUCAGUGCUGCUGAAUCAGGAAAAGAAGGCGCAGGAAAAGGCAAAUGCAGCCUCACUACACUCGGUCCUUUGGGGGUAGGGAAUGUUUGUUGUCAUGUGUUUGCAGAAGUGAACAACCAAUGCUAACUGAAUAUCUAAACUAGCUUUCCCCAAUCUCCAGCAACUGUGCUAGCUGAGGCUGGUGGGAGACUGGUUGGGGGAGACUGGUAAGUAAAGAAUCUACACUGUAUGGAAGUGGAGACACAGAAAGGAGAAUUCGUAUCUCUACCUUCCUCCUCACUUUACCACUUGGCUACCUAGCUACUUGUGUACGGAUAUAUGUUUUCAUUAAAGCAAGGGAUGACAUUUUG
This is a messenger RNA of Lacerta agilis (Sand lizard), 5537 nucleotides long. RefSeq names its product ATP binding cassette subfamily B member 11 (gene ABCB11). Gene Ontology annotation, molecular function: ATP binding; ABC-type transporter activity; ATP hydrolysis activity. The record is from RefSeq and is a predicted model, not a curated record. Bases 150 to 4199 code for a protein of 1349 amino acids. Gene Ontology annotation, biological process: transmembrane transport. NCBI's taxonomy places the organism in Eukaryota, Metazoa, Chordata, Lepidosauria, Squamata, Lacertidae. The transcript is spliced from 29 exons. Gene Ontology annotation, cellular component: membrane.